Paramuricea clavata is the source of this 18205-nucleotide messenger RNA. NCBI's taxonomy places the organism in Eukaryota, Metazoa, Cnidaria, Anthozoa, Malacalcyonacea, Plexauridae. The record is from the annotation of a GenBank genome assembly.
CUUUUAAUAUAUGGACGAACGAUCUGAUUACUAAGAUAUUUUAUACACAAUAUUUUUACCGGAACAUCUCAAAGAUGCAACGAAACCAAAAGCAAAAAGUGGUAAGUUGCGCGUGCACUUUAAUAAUAGCAUGCCCAAAUCUGUGUGUCAGUAUACUUAGUAUGAAGAUAACUCACUCUCUUGACACAUUAUGACAAUAGUCAUGCAGGUAUAAUCAUGCGACUGUAAUUUAUGCAUCUGAUGAAAAGGAGUGAAAUAUUUAAGAAAUUCAAAUGCCUUGAAAUGAACCAAGCCAUCGUAAGUACUUUUAUUAUUUCUACAAUGACAUGAAUAUUGCAACACGAGUAACUAAAUAUACUAAAUCAUAAUUAAUGUAAAUGUGCUUUUGCUGGCAGAAAUUUCUAGCUUAUAUUCGGCAUCCAAAACGUAUAUUGACUGUCUAUUUCUAAUAAUAUACACAGGCGGCUGUUUUCUUUGUAAAAUUCGUUUACUCUGAAACAUGUUGUAAAUAUCUGGUAUGAAAUGUGUAAUACAUUGAUAUAGUCAAGAUCUAUCACCUUGCUUAGUCUAGAAGGGUAUGUUUACAUCAUGACAAAGACUUCCUGUGCUUGCGGAAGCGUUGUGGUUCAUGGUGUUAUAUAUUUGAUAGAGACUACAUGUUGAAAUGUUUGAACGAAGAGUACACAAGGCAAGUGUAUUCAAUGACAUGCCAAUUACAAAUUAUGUUGUAUAAAUAGAUUUGUCACAUGUACUUUUAAUGGAUACUUUUUAAACUCGUUAUACUAUAUUGACUAUUGAGCAACUUGUAUUUUGCAGUAUAAGUGUAUAUUAAUAUUUAUAAGUUCUUUGAAUGCUAAAAUUUCAGAGUGCAUUAUUUGUGUACAAAGUUUGAAGGUAGAGGCAUUGCAAUUACAAUGUAGCUUCACAUUGGUCUGUACCAGACUGCAGAGCAGGGCAAGUGCUAGUCUCCUUCGCAGCCGCCAGUUGUGUUAGUGGGAGAGACUAGGGGGCAAGCAGCUGGGCAAGUGCAAGCACAAUAAUUUUUUGUCCAACAAUGUUGCACACUUUUAACUAUAUUUAUGACUACACAACUGUAUUUGUUGCAUAAUAUUGGCAAUUUCCAACAUUAUCAACAUUGGGCUCAUGAGCUGCACACUGGCACAUCUAUGUUUUUGUCUUACACUCCUGGGAUCUCAUCAAAAAUCUACCAUACUUUGCUGCACAGUCAGGCAUGCAAUUCUUUCAAAUGCACAAACAUGCAAGCACAGCUCUCAGACACCUUUUAAAUUUUGCAGGCAUGUUUUGAAAUUCUAAUUUGUUAACACUAUCUAGGUCACAAAAUCUAAACUAAGAUGCUUUUUGCAGGCACAUUUUGAAUUUUGCUCGCAGGCACAAAAUAUAUGCAAGAUUUUAUUCUGUGUUUGUUGUUGGCCUGUUAUCUACUGUUGGUGGAGGACACAAAUUUCCUCUGUAGGGGCUGCUAAUCUUUAUUGGAAUGACCUUAAUACUGUUGCUUGUCUUAGCAUAUUUUGGAUAUAUUCAGUGUAUCAUUUUACAUGGAAUGCACCCUGGACCAGCAAACAUCAUUUGUAGAUCAGAAAACCUGCUUAGUUUAACCCUUUAAGUGGCAAUGUGCCGGAAUGUGCCCUACUUUAUUAUUUUACUCUGUCUUAAAUACCAGGCAAUUUAGGCAUAUUAAUUGUGAAUAGUUUUAUUAAUAAUUAAUAAUGUAUGCUAUGGUACAGAAUUUGGAAGCUAGUUUUAAAUUGUGCAAACAAAAGUUAAAUUUUUAAUUUGUCUGCAAGGUCACUGCUUCCUGUUAGGAAAUACUGAAUGAACUCUGUUAGAAAGUAAAGAAAUAUUUAGAAGAGAUGUUGCCAGUUACCAUUAUAUUACAGUAACUACACUUAUCAUGGGCGUACCGGAAGGAAAAAAUUAGGGAGGCGGAAAGAAAUUUGCCCGACCUUUUCGGAUUGUGCCCGACCAGUGCCGAAAAUUUUUUUUCCGGAACAAUUAAUUUUGGCGACACCCCCCCCUCGUCGCCAAAAAAAUUUCGGUCAGUGUACCAUUUUAGGGGUCCAAAAAUUUUUCGCACAUACCAAAAUUUUUCAGAACAUCAAACAAAUUUUCCUAAACAAAUUUUUUCAAGCACAUGCAACAGUGGAAGUUUUUAUAGUUUUUCAAUAUUAAAUAUUUUAUACUUAUUAACUAAAGUUAUUAUUAAGAGAGAUUUGAUUGCUUUGACUACUUUUUUGCCUUUUUAAUUUCCCACUCUUCGCCCUACUUAUGUUGAACAUUUGCCUGACUUUUCGAAUUUGUAAUCUUUUUUGGGGGGGGGCAGCUGCCCCCUACUGCCCCCCCGUCCCGUAUGCCUAUGACACUUAUUCACAAAAUUGUUAUUUGAGCCUUGAGGGCACCCUUUUGCCUGGGCACUAAGUUGGCUGCUUGGUCAGCUUUGAUGUGCAUUAAGCCUAAAUCCCAGGGUUGUCCAGACCACUGUCCCAUAAAUUUUCUUCCAUCUCCCCCAGCGUUUACACCCAAAUCCGGCCUUGUCAGAAUAGCAUGGUUUUAAAUUACUUUUUUCUGCAUUAGUCAAGCUCUGAUGCUCCGAGCAGGCCUUAAAAUAUAUUUCACAGGGCUGUCUAUCAAAAUGUCCGAUGACUUUGAGUUUGGGGCGGACAUAUGUAUGAUGAUGUCCGAUGUCCAUCAGUUUGGCUCGGAAAUAAGUCGGAAUGACACAAAUUGAUAUCAGCACAAUGUAUUAAUUCUGAAUAAUUUGUGUAAUUCAUACUUAGUUACUUACUGUAUUUCCAAGCCAAAAUUAACUUACUUGCCAAUAACAGCGGCAAGAGUUCGACAACUGAAGCCCGUUUUCCACUUCACCAUUUCAUUCGCUGUCCAGCGCUCGAUUACAUUAAAACAACAUUUUCGGUUAACUUUUUAUACAUUUACUCUGAUUCUCCAUUUAACAUAUGAGCCUCUAGUCCUAUACUACGGUACAUUUUGAUUUACGUCUGACAAAGCUACAGUUCGGUCGGACACCAAUACACUCUGGUCGGACAGAAUGUCCAGUGGUUUCCUCUCUACAUCGGACAAUUUUACGAAUGGUCGGACAAUGCCCGUGAUCGACCGAUAUUUGAAGGCCUGUCCGAUAUUUGAAGGCGUGACCGACCGAUAUUUGCCGUUUCCGAGCUCCUGUGGUCCUAGGAAACCUAGGUGCUUCCCCAGAUUCCAGAGGCUCUACUAUAGUAAUUAAGCCAGGUUUCCAUAUGGUCGUAACGGUUGUAAAGAUAUGUAGAGUCACAUUCUUUCUCACGUAUUUGCAAUGAAAAGUGUUCAAAACCUAAAAUCUUCUUGGCGUUCCUCUCAAAAUUACUUUGUUUUAGCUUUAUUCUCUAGUUUAUAGAGUUAGCAAGCUUUUUAAAUGCAUCUGCCGGUUGAGAAACAUAAAAUAAUAGUCAAUGAUGCAAUAAUCAAUGAUGCUCAGUUAAAAUUGACGCCAUAUUUACAGCCAUAUAAGCAAAACUAACUGAACUUCAGACAUCAUUUUCUCUUUGGCGUAUCAUCUAAAAUCUCUUCAUUUUAGCAUUAUUUUACAGAUAAAGCACUAAGCAUACUUUUUAAGUUUGUUUGACGAUUGAGAAACGUAUCGAAAAAUAAAAAUUUUGAAUUUAGUCAUAACCUCAAGUGAUAUAUUAUACACAUUAGUUUUGAGAGCGUGUUACUUAACAUACCAAACAGGGCGCUUAUAUACCCUGUAUAUAAGCGCCCUGAUACCAAAAAAUUUCUUCUUAAGUAUUCUCUAAUGUUGUAUUUCCGCUGUUCAGAAAGAUCGCAACUCAAUCUUCACGACCGUUACAGCCAUGUGGGAAAAGGCUUUAAUAAUUAUCCAUUCCGAAGUUGAUGAGAGGACUGGGGACGAGUGUUAAAAAGUGCCCAAAUUAAGAAAUGAACCAAAUUACUAAAAAGACCACCUCAAAAUUAGCAAGUAUACAAAGUUUGACGACAUUUACAUGAAUACCCUUCGAAUAAUAAGCUUUCGAAAAUUAUGAAAUUACUGAUUAAAAGAUUGUUUAUGGGACGCGCGUCCCAAAAACAAAAAUUACAAUACAUUUCAUAGUAAAUAUCGGAUUUUCGAAAGCUUAUUAUUCGAAGGAUAUUCAUAUAAACGUCUUCAAACUUUGUAUACUUACUAAUUUUGAGGUGGUCUUUCUAGUGAUUUGGUUCAUUUCUCUGCCCUCUGUUCAAAUCAAAUUGCAAAAUCUGAACCUCGCAUGUGAUUGGUUAUUUGUAAAAAUAUGUCAUACCAGUUUAGGAAAUAAGCAUCGGUACAACAGCUAAUUAUAUAGUCUGCAAACGUACAGUAUAUUACUGUGUUUGGCAUGGUGGCAAACCGCGCAACAACAAAAGAUGACAACAUGUAAACGAUUGAUUUAGUGAAGUAAAUAGUACUUAAUGAACAAUAGUGCUACAAUAUGUUUGUGCUUCAUUAAAUUCGCUCCUUUGCUUGUUGCCGUGUUUUAGUGGUAUUUUCCCCGUUUGGUUAAUUUAACACUUAAUUGCCACCCAUAAAUGGCGGACAAGGUCUGUUAGCCGGACCUACACUCGUGGUUUUAAAAUAACUGAGAAGUAAAAUGCGAGCUAGUCCCUCAUUUCUAGAGAAGAACCUGUGAUGUUAUACUAUUUUACGUUAUAUAGGCCCUCUAAGACCUUUGUUAAUAAGCUCGUGGCCUUCCGUCAACCUUAUAGUGGAAUACCAAAUCCACUAGAUGAAACUAGGCUUGAUCCAGUAUCAUUUACGCUCGUAUUCUAAAAGCUCACUCACACUCAUUAGUCAAUGAGUGCAUGGAAGUUCAUCUGAGCUCUCGAGUGUCAUUGCUGUUUUUGAAUAGCUGGAGGGUUAGUGUCAUACCUUACUAUGUGACUACUCACUCUCCAGCUAUUCAAAAACAGCAUUGACACUCAAGAGAAGCUUAGACUGAACCUCCACUCAUUGAGUGUGAGUGAGCUUUUAGAAUACGGGCGUAAAAGUAUAAUUUCGUAUUAUAGGUCCACGGUGGUUGGCUUACUAAGCAAGGAGGCUUGCUGAAAGCCUGGAGAAGACGAUGGUUUGAAAUUAAAGGAGAUAUAUUGUAUUAUCAUAAAGAACAAGAUGUAAGAAUUGCUCGUUGAUUCAUGAUUGUUUAUUUCCUGUAUUGUUCAGGCAGUGGUAUAGUAUUUACAAUUUAUAGUUUGCUAGGCAGUAGAAAAGAUAUCAGGAUUUAUGGUUGAUUUUCUAACACCUGCAAGAUCACGUUAGCUCUGAUGUUUAUAAUAACAUAAAGAGAAACACCAAACAUACAACUGUACCAAGUUGCUGGUGUUGGUUUUGGUUUUAAUUGGGCUUCGGUGCCGCCAGAGCAAGCGCCUUUCGCUUCUGAGAUGGUGGGUUCGAUUCUCGCUGCGGACUCAUGGCGUGCACUGAAAUGUGAAGAGAAUCAACCAACGCUCUAGCGACAGUCAUGGUUUUUUUUCCGGGUACUCAGCUUUCCUCUGAGAUGGUGGAAGGGGCAGUUAGGGGCUAAUCCCAACCCAUCGCAGCUGUGCCCCGUGAUCAGACAUACGUCAUGAGGUGACAGCCAGAGAUGCCCUUAUAAAGCCUUCGUCUCGAUCAGGUUGAGCUGCGUCCUUCUUCCAAGGUUAAGGAUGUCCUGCUUCCAAGGUUAAGGAUGUCCUGCUUCCAAGGUUAAGGACGCCAUCUUGAAUAUAUUGUUUUCAUCAACGUGUUUGCACCCCUUGCAAAUUUACCUAUAGGGAAUUCCAUUGCACUUGCACCCCUUGCACUAAUUCUGUUUCAUAAUGGCAUUGUUAACCUUGGAAGGGUCUAUUCAGCUUAGCUCCCAGCUGCAAGUAAGGAUGAUGAGCAACCCCCGCACUUACUUAUUCACAUGAUUGGCUGGCUGACAAAGUACCUCACUUGAUCAUAUCAUCCUGCAAUUUAACCAAUCUCUCGCUCAGUUGCAUAAUGCUUUUAACUACAUUUUCAUCACCCGUUUUAUAGUUUAAUUGAAGUUAACGUCUUAACGAUAGUGAUUUAGACCACUGAAAUACCUUUAUACAUAGUGCUUCAGUAUACUUGACAGUAUACAUUAUAGCCACUGUAUAUAAUAACAUACAGUAUUUCGGAAAACGUGACCAAUAUAUGACAUAUAUUGUUUCGGUGUAGUUGACCAGCAUACAGUGCUGUAUUUCGGUAUACUUUAUACGUACAAUAUUAUGGUGUAGCUGACCAGUAUGAUCUAUAUAUUUUAUAAACUUGUAUGUAUAUCGGUGUUGAUGUCGUAAUAGACUACUGGGGCCGGUUGUUCAAAGCUAGGUUAUAGUUUAACCCUAGGUUAACCUAAAAUUCAAAGCAAACUUCCUCACAGUUUGUGUAUGAAUUUGGAAAUAUUCUUCAGAGAUCUUGUCUGGAUCGAUAGGAGUUUACUUCUCUGAAAUUUUGAAAUAAACAGACAUGUAGAAAUACAUAAACUAAAACAGCAGGUUAAAUUUUAACCCAGGGUUAGCGCUAACCCACCUUUGAACAACCGGCCCCUGAUUGUAACAGUCUUAAUUUCUUGCUGGUAGUGCCGCAGGUGCCCAGUCAGCCAGCCAUUCAUCUUAUCCGGGAUUCCAUCCUUCCUUGCAUGUCGUAGUAGCAACCGCACGAACUUCGUUUCGUGAUCCGUUGCAUUAGCUAUAUUUACCAGCAACUUUUAUGUGCUGACAUUCCACAUUCUCACCAGGAUGGAAGGCCUUUGGGAGAAAUUAUGUUACCUGGCAACCAAAUUAUUAAACAUUCAGUCGAUCCACAAAAUGAUCCUGGCAGAUAUAAAAUGGAAAUUAUCCGUAAGUACAAAACAAUUUUUCAAAAUUAAAGUUGGAUUUGUACAUUGUUGCAAGGCAACAACCCCAAAUCAAACAGCAAACGGAGUUGGGGAUACCACAUGACUCAAAACGUAUGUAACGUGUAAACGUAUAAUGUAAGGUAACAUUCUAUAACAACAUGUUCAUAAUUAUAAACAUAAUGUUCUAUAUAAUGUAAUGUUACAGUAAUAUUGUAUAUGUAAAUGUGGUGUACAAUGAAAUGUUUCCUUAUACAAAACUGAUAUUGCAUGUGAUUGGCUUAAAUAUAUUGCAACGUCACUGAAGUGGCGUCAUUCAGAUAUUACACAGCUUUUCGGAACAAUUAAAGUGCUUCGUCCUUUAGAAAACGUCCGUCCAUUUGGAGGACUUUUUGUUAAAAUCUGUAUGUGAUGAUUUGUGUCAUCCGUGCAUAGAUUAUGGCUAACCAUGCAAGGCCAGAUUUUGGUGGAAAUGCUAAGGGAGGUGGAAAUAGGUAGGGCUUAGAACGUAGCCGUCUAAAGUCAACCACGUAACGUAUGCAUGUACUGGACAUAUGUAUUAGUGUAUGUAUGAAUUAUUAGUGUACGACACGUCCAAUUUUGCCCUUCAUUACAUUAGCCCAAAAUUGCUUUCGAAACAUUGCAUUAAAAGGGUACUUGACACAGAGAUGAAUGGCUAUCACGUUUCAAAUUUACAGAAAGACUUUUGUUACAAAGGAAAGCGUAGAUCCUAAGCAACACAUGUACAAAUCACAAACGUUUGAGUCAAAUGUUCACUUUGAUCUAUCAUUUAAUUGACCUUUCCCAAGGGAAGGUACAUGAUAUUUAGAUCAGGUGCAAAAUGAACUCAAAAUCCGGCCAUGUGGCUAACAAUCAAUGAAAAUCCCCAAUGAGCUCAGAUUAUCGACAUCGUAUAAAAUACAGUAAACUAAUUAUUUAGAUUUUAACACAACGUAACAUAGUAUAAUUUAACGUGACAUAAUGUAAUGUAAUGUAUAAUUAAUUUCAUGUACUGUAAUGCGAUGUAAUCAUUGAACUGAAUAGUACAAGUACUAUUGCACGGCUGAGCGUGCUAUAGUUUCUGUACUAUUGCACGGUAGUAAAAUUGGAAUUUUAGUUCCAUAUCACGUGAUCAUAAUCAGCCAAUUAAAUGGUUUCCUACAUUUUCAGCUGGAAUUGAUAAAGAUGGUCCAGUAAACAGUAAUCAUGAAUCGUACCUCCUAUCAGCCUCGUCAGAAAUGGAGAGAGAUAAAUGGAUGCAAGUCAUCGAGAGAAUUAUUUAUGCGGUAAGAAAUUAUUAAACUUCGAUCGUGUAGUAUAGGGCUAAAUCGGGUUAUAAUAGCACCACUCACUAUAUAUUGCCAUUAUACGGUCGAAUAUCACCCAAUAUCAUGAAGAUAUAAAACAUGCCUUUCAUUCCUGAAAUCAUUUUUGAAAUUACGUUCUAGCUUUUGUACACUUUGUAUAUUUUUGUUGAAACUCCAUACUGGGGCAGUGCAUGGUUGAGCUGACAAAUCCCCAUUUCAUCAAUACCUCACUCCUGUUAAAUGCUAUCCAACACUAGCAGACAUGGAUUAGAUUUUGAUUAAGACUGGGCUUAUAUUGACAUGACUUGUGAGUUAUGUUCCAUAAAUUUCAUAGUUAUGUUGCUGUUAUAGCCAAUUGGAGGUGGUAUGUUUGGUAGAAAUUUGGCGGAGACUGUGAUGCACGAGUUUCGUAAAACUGGCGGGUAUAUUCCAAUCUUUGUUGAACGAUGUGUGGAAUUCAUCCGAGAAAAAGGUUUGUUAAUACUUUAACAAAUUGUCCUCAUAAACUGUAAUUCAAUUCACAAUCGGUAUGUUUUCGUUUAGGCCUUAGUGAAGAAGGCUUGUUUAGAUUACCUGGGGAUCAAAAACAAGUGGCACUACUUCGAGAUGCUUUCAAUAAAGGUAAGGACUGGGUAAACUUGAAUUUGAGUUUACUAGCUUCGCCAUAGAUAAUAAGUACAAGAUUACCAGACAUUAAAGACAACACACUUAUAAAGUUACUAAAAUAGAAAAGUACAUGGAGAAAGUGGCAGGGACACCACAACAGCGGCCGGUAGCCAAUUACUCAAUUACUCCAAUUACUUGUUGCAAAACAUGUGAAAAGUUUGACGUUUCUGUAAAUGUUGGCCCACACGCGCCAAAAGUUAAAACAUUGUGACGUGAAAAGAAUGUCUCUUCCUGGGAAGCAAAAUUAUUACUACCAAAUUCAGAACCAUUUUGUUUCGUUGUAUAAUUGCAUUUAUUGUCAAUUCUAAGUUUGAUCUAAAUUAAGCCUUGGACAUACUACAGCCAAUAUUUAUAUUGUAAUCAUUUUAAUAGUCAGAAGUAUUAUUUACUUUAUAAGCCAAUGUUUUUGAUAAAUGUGUCCUUGUUUCCUGGGCCGUAAAGUGCAAUGACGUCAUAUGUCAAUACAAUUUGCGUCUCUGGCACAAUAGCAUGUGAUAUACAGCAUAGAGAUUAUAAAUAACACUAUCAAAUAAUGUGUUAUUUAUAAUCUCUAUGAUAUACAGUACGAUGUGUUUCUAUUUCUAGGAAAAGACCCUGUACUUCCUGGUGAUAUUGACAUUCACACAGUGGCUUCUAUAUUAAAAAUGUACUUGCGAGAGUUGCCCGAGCCUGUAAUACCUUUUGAAAACUUUGGACCUCUUAUUGCAACUAUUGAACGUAAGGAGAUUAUAUAUUGUUGCUUUUCCAUUUCCCCCCACAUUUAAUGCUGAUUUGCUUAAUAAAAUUAUAUCUCCUUUUCCUCAUGGGGUGCGGUUUCCGCACUUCACUGAUGGCUUGUUUUGGAUGUCGAAUUUCCUUCGAAUUUAAUGCAUCUGAAUUUCAGUCGACGGAAUUUCGAAGUUCUGUCAAGCCUGCCGCACUCGAGAGAAACUUACUGAGCUAUCCGCCUCGCGUGGCGGUUAACUCAUGCAAGCUCGUUCAGCUAUGCAUUUUCAUUGCACAGGUUGGGAAAACUACUCGUCAUCAGCAACGUCGUUGGUAAGAUCGCUUGCAUUUCCCUCCAUUGUCGCCAUUUUGACCAAAGUCACGUGAAGAAACUCUAUGGAUUUUCAUUGGCUAGUUAAUUCAACAGCUUAGCAGCUCGCAACAUCCGCAGACGUUGAGAUUUAUUCCUCACGUGGUGAAAAGUGUCAAACACAAUAGAUGUUUUUCUCAGGGUGUCGAGACUUUAAAUCCUCACAAAACUAUCCGCAUACGGGACAAAAUUGCUGCAGAGUUAACCGCCACUUAGCUCACUCAGCAAGGUUCUCUCGUGUGCGGCAGGCUAGUAGUCUUGCGUCGAAUAAAACCAUUUAAGAUUAUUCAUCAGUACUUGUUCUGGAAAUGAGAAUUUGCUGAAACUUCCCAGGGGUGACGUUUAUGAUAUGCUCAUAGUAAAAACAGAAAAAAAUGUUCGAGUCACCGAACUCGUUUCGAAGAUAUGACAUGUCAAGUGCAACAUGCCGCCUUUCCCCCAUAUGGCGCCAUCUUGAUCCUUUUACGAGUUACAGGAACAAUCGCAAUUGCUCAACCUACUAAAAAUGUCUAUCUAGUGAUUAUGUAAUGGUUAGAGCAUGCAUGGUCACGUGUGCUCUAUGGGAUAUAGACUCCCUCGAAUUUUAAAAGGUCACGAUUGGCCGUAGGCCCCGAGUGGCCUUUUAACUAAUUCGAGGGACUCUAUAUCCGAUAGAGCACAAGUGACCAUGCUCUAACAGUCUUAGAGAAUGACUGCAUCCACGAAGGAAUUCAAGGCAUGCAAUUAAAGUUAUAAUAAUGGUUGACGGAAGAAUAAGUUGUGUAUUCGUGCUUACAAUUGCGUACAAACCAACUGUGCGAGAGUGGUUAGUUUUAUUAGCGAACGAUUAUGGCGAGCAGGCCUCGAAAUAAAUCUGGAUGUUAUACCGGUCAUUAUAUGCCGGAUUUUACAUUUAUUCAAACUGUGAAAUUUUACCGGUCGGUGACUGGUGACCGGCACUUAUUUAGGGGCGUGAUGGCGAGAACGAGACAGAAGUACGGCAGUACAAAGUUAUAAAGGGCCAAGCCACUGGGCCUCUAAAUAAGUGCCGGUCACCGGUCACAGACCGGUAAAAUUUCACAGUUUGACAGGCAAAUAUCGUCGCCUGGCGGACAUGUGUGACCGGUAAAUUUUUUAAUAAAAACGUACGUUCAAAAAUGGAGCAGAUUGUUGAUUUCCAAGUUUCCAAAGAAGUGUAUGUCCGUCUAGGGCGCAGGCUAAUAAGGGCGGCGAAGUGACACAUUUUGUCAUACGGAUACGAUAAGGGCUGUUUUCAUGUUACGCGUUUUGCACGCGUGCGACAGAAAAGUUUAAAUCUUUCAUAUUAGUGCAAAUAAGUUAUAACCUUAACAAAUGCGCAUUAAAUCAUACACAAAACUGAAUGCUGUCCUUUUAUAAAUUUAAUUAUUUCAUAAGUAGGAUGUAAAGCGAUUUCAAUUGUGAAAACGCGUAAGCAGCACGCAGCCUUGCAGCAUGCUCGCAACUCAAAUUACAGUUGUCAUUUGCGACUUAACAAGCAAGAAUGGCAAGCAAUUGCUCUGUUUGUCAGCGUCCAAAUACGAAAUAUUCAUGUGUAAAUUGCGCUGUAAUUACUACUUCUACAGCUUUGAUAAACGCCAUGCAUAUUUCUACUUUGUAUACAAAUACAAUUAAAAUACACAAUUGUUUCUAAAGUUACGAGUCACGCCAAAGAUGAGGGGAAAAAAGAAGCUAAGGAGUGACAAUGACCGGCAUAAAUUCCGCCGUGACCGGUAAAUUUAGUGAUCCACCGGUCAUAUAAUGACCGGUAUAACAUCCGGAUUUAUUUCGAGGCCAGGGCCAAGCGAUGAAUUGCUGCAAAAAGUAACAAAUGUCUUACAAACACCAAAGAGUCUAAUUGCAAGUGGAGAAGAAGUAGAAUCCAACGAAGUUGUCGGAAAAAAGAAGUGUGCAAGGAGCAAAGGAAAGACCUAUCGUCUAAAGUGCAGGUGACGUUAACUCAUGGGGAUACUACAUUAAAUUUGAAUUUUGAGUGAAAUGAAAAGUACUGAAUUAUGACUUGAACUACGGCAUAUUGAAGUUAGUAUAUUUGGGUGGGAAUUGGUGUAUGUGCCUGUUAAUGCUAUAAUUAUAACGAAAAUGCUUGUGUUUGUAAAUUUUGGACAACUUGUACUGCUUUAGGUGUGAUUUUUUAUGAAUUCAUUAACCACUCAUUAAUUGAAUUCAUUAGUGACUCUAUAUAGACUCACUAUAGUGACUCUAUAUAUAGAGUCACUAGUGACUCUAUAUAGAGUCAAUAAUGAAUUCAAUAGAGUGGUUAAUGAAUUCAAUAGAGUGGCUAAUGAUUUAAUUAAUCUUUUUAUUAAACCUUUUGUUUUCUGAACCAAACAUUUUCCCUACGCUUCAAAGCCCUCGCCACUUGAUGAUUUAGCACACUGUGAGAUAUAGAGCAAUGAAAUACUCGAAGCUGAUUGGCAGGUGCAGUCAUUCCCUAAAUACAAGAAAGCAUGGUAUUUUAGCAUGGUACAUGCAAAGAUGUCUUUUCCCAUAUUCUCAGACAUGGACAUGUUAUUUUGGGAAGCAUGCGCGAAAAAUGUAAAAUAUUAUAAGUUAUAGAAAGGAUUUUUCUCUUAUUUUCACAUGUGACAUGUAAAACACAUAGAAGAACAAAAAUAUAAAAUAAAAAGUAGAGUCACGGACCUUCUUAAAGAGAUACAAGGGUUAAACAUGCAACAUGAUGUGGUUUAGUAUGGGUUUAAUGUUAGUUGCACCGGAGCCCUAGCCAGCGUUCUGUCAUUUUUGAAGGUAUAUUUCCUGAAGCACGCCUAUACUCAAUGCAGAGUGUUUUUCUCUUUGCCCUUACUCUUUCUUUAUCACUUUACAUUGCAAUUCGACUACAUAUAUUAGCUAGAAUUUGUUAUUAGAUAUAUGCGCGAUAAAAGUGCGCAAUGCAAAACUGAUGAAUCACCUUAAAUCGUUCAUUCCGACUAAAAAAAUCGAUUUUGUCUAAUGCUCAGUAAAAAACAAUGAGUAUAUAAAGAGAAAUGAGCUGUGGGCAUGAGUGUAGAAUGACGCAACAAGUUUGCUAUACUGUACCCAUGGCUCGUUUAUUAUACUUUCCCGAAAUCUCAAAAUUUAAUUUUUCGUUUUUAGUAUACGAACUACAUGAGGAGGAUGCGUUAAGAAAAAUUCGUAAUCAACUCGAAGAAAUACCAAAAAGUAAUUUCAAUUUGUUGAAGUACUUGUGGUAAGUAAGACUUCUUUGUAUAUUUUUCUUUUGUUUGAUAUUCAACAUUCUUGACAAUAUAUUUAAAACCACGAGGCAGACGCAUCAAUACGACUUAAGUGUUAUAUAAUUACUUUUAGUCGUUUUCUUCAUCAAGUCCACGAGCAUUCUGUAGAGAAUAAGAUGACAGCUGAUAACCUUGCAUUAGUAUUUGGACCUAAUAUUCUAAGUCCUGAGGUAAGACAUGCUGCUGUAUCUUCUGUAAUGUAUUCUUAUACACAUAGUAUGUAACAGACCAUGGUAUUUUUUUCAAGGAUCGUUUCUUCCAUGAAUGGCACUUUCCGCGCUGCCCCUUACCGAUGAGUUUAGUCUGCUAUUUACGUACAAUCCAGGCCAAAAUCCUGUGGACAGUUAAUAAUGCUAUGAUUUAUUCCACAACUCCCCCAAAUAAUGUUGAAAUCGUUUAUUUAUACGAUGCCAUUAAAUGAUUGCAUCAUUAUCCAAAAAUGCAUCGCCUUCAUUGUAUACGCAUGCACGUUUGCAUAAAAUGACAAAAGAUAGAACAAGACUUUCGCAGAGCACAUCUUGAUUUACUGGAUGUCUAUUCACUGGAUGAAGAUCUUGAUUUACUGGAUUCCCGGGCUGAAAUUGGCCAAAGGAUAAAAUCCUAUAAAAACACAGCAAACGAUUACAUGACCAAAAUUCCAGCCUGGGCUGAGUUUCAGCACGGGCUGAAAUUUCAGCCUAGUCCGCGUGCAGGCCCAAGGUCUUCCCUUGGGCCUGCACGCGGGCUAAUUUCAGCCCGGUUUAAGCUGCCCAGGCUGAAAUUUCAGCCCGGGCUGAAGGCAUCACGUAAUCGCAAAUAAUUUCAGCCCGGGCUAAAAAACAACCGUUUAAAUGGCUUUAUUUUGCGUGUUUGUCUCAUCUGUAAAUGCUUUACAUAUAACUGCACAGCCUCACACAAGUCAAAUAGUCGACUAAUCCGCGUCUGAUUGCUUCAAAGAAGCGUAACAGGCUUAUUGUCCCAUUUCGUGACACUCAGAUUAUUUCAGCCCGGGCUGACUAUAAAUGUAGCUCUGACUAAACUCAGCUCAGGCUCAAACUGCUCAUGUAAUCGUGAUGCAAUUUCAGCUCGUUUAUCCGGGUUGAAAGUCAGCCCGGGCUGAAAACUCUCCAUGUAAUCAGCCCCUAAGUCUAUAACCAGGUUGCAUGCACACCAUGAAAUCCCCAUAUCAGAUUCUUUGUUGUACUGAUAAAUGUAUGUACAAUUAUUAUUCGUGUAAGUACUGUUUAUUGUACAUUUUUUGCAUUGGACGUCUCUAAUGUUCGCAAUGGUCCAUAUUUUUAAUUCCCAAAUGAUCAAUUAAAUAAGUAAUUAAUCGUUUAGCAACCACGCGUGGAUACUAGUGAAGACAUCAAUAUUUUCUUCUUUGUUUUCGUGUAAUAUAGUCAGAAGCUGAUCCACAAAUGCUGAUGGAAAGUUCAACAUUGAUAAGUAAACUUACCAAAAUAUUCAUUUGCAAACAACAAGUGUUAUUUAAGAAGACUGAAGAUGAAGAAGAAUUUCUACGUCGCAGACGAGAGUAUGUUAAAAUCAGUUCCUCCUGUCUUAUACAUGCAUGUAUAUAGUGUUCGCAACUGCGUUUCGGUACAGUGUUGUACCUUUUUGCUUUGAGUUCUAUUACUUACUAAUAUACUAUUACGCUGUAUCAGUCAAUUCUACUUAAUACCGAUUUGAAACUGGUACUGGAGGGCGUAGUUUUGUACUGUUUUUUAAGUAAGUUCAAUUUAGAUUUGUAAAUUGUGGAUUAUGCACCACAGCACCAGUAAUUUAAUAAGGCCAAUAUUAUACGAGGCAAUACUAGGCAAGUUUUCCAACAUGCAUCGGCAUAAAACCACGUUGUGUGAAAGUAACACUAUAGUAAAUCGGUGAGCUUGGGCUUCUGUCGACUUUUCUGAUAUGUUUCAUUUUCUUUUCUAUGGUAGGUUACGCGAGGAAAAGUCGGCGACGUAAAAUGUUGCACAUAAUAUCAAUUUACCGUGAACAUACGUUUUUCAUACUGUAUAACAUCAUGCCUCUGUGCCAGAAAUUGCAUUGUGUUGCAGGAUUCAGCAAGAAAAUGAGGAGCUUUGUGUAAUACGGGUUUUAUAGAUGAACAAAAUUGCCGGCAAUGGUAAUUUGUCUAAAAGCUUUUAAUCCCUGAAAAAGAUGAACUCUAGCUCUCGACGUAUGCUAAGAAAGACAUAGUAUAAUUAUAACAUAUAAAUGAGUUACAAAUCUAAGCAAACUAUAGCAUCUUUUUUUAAAGGAUACAAAUAUCAAAUAUAUCGCCUUAUCCUUACCUCGUCCUAAUAAUAACCUAUGAAAUCCUAAGAAAGAAGUUUUCGUAAAAGCGACCUAAUUCAAUAUGACAUCAUCUCGGAACAACUACGUGGAAAACAAACCAAUCUAUGAACUGUUCCAUUGUAAUUUUUAUUUAGGCGGGAAGGAAAUCUCAUUGAUCUCACAUAUAUGGAUUCUGCUGGAAGUCCGACCAUUAAUCAUGGAUUUGACUUCAGUAUGUUGAGUCCCACAGAUACUCCUGACACAGUGAAGGAUGACGAUGGUAUUUUUAUUUAUGUUUACUUUGUUAAUAUCUGGAAGAUAUAAAUUUGGAAGAAACAUUCUACACUUAUAGUGUAGUGGUGCCGUCGUGUAAUCACUAUAUAGGCGGAGCUAUACGGCAUGGAGCAAGUUGCAUGUCAAUUCAUGUUUAAUUACAGUAUAUACUGUAAAUGUCUUUUUUGUCUCUCUUUUAAUUUUGUUUUUGUAAUACACGCUCCCGGAAAGAAUGUUACCUUGGCUACAGAACGUCGAUUUCGUUAUUGAGAGGUUGAGCUUCAACUGAUGGCACAUACACGAAAACGAGGGUCUAUAGCCAAUAAAGUGAGAUAUUUUUCCGGAAGGGUGUAUUGUCUUAAAAUGACCCCCCCCCUGCAAUGUUCCAGUUCGUGAUUUCGUAUCGAUAUCAAACACUUUAUAACAAUAGAUACCAAACAACUUUUACUGUACAAACAGUAAAUAACGUAUAUAGCCUCGUGCUUCUAAAGUACUCUCUAGCUCCACGUUACAUAUGUAGUCACGUCCGUGCUAAUGUCAACAGUUUCAGCAUUGCACCCUCUUUGCACAUCCUUUGCCACGACUAACAGGGGUGCAGUCCGGUGCACACCCCCUCAUCCCAUAGUAAAUCCAUCCGUGUCUUAAAUAUAUAAAUUAAGAGACUCUGAUAAUUUUGCGUUCUUACAUAAUAGAUUAAUAUUUGAUCUAUACUAAUCACUAUAUAGUUUAAACAUUCUACUGAGGGUGCAUAUCUGUAUAACAAAUUAUUCUAGAGCCAACCGAUUUUGCUGAACUAGAGAAUGAACUUGAACUUCAACGCAGGCAGUUUGAAGCUGAAAUUGCUCAACUUACUUCAAAAUUAGAAGAUGAAAAGAAAAUUCGAGAUAUGCUAAUAUUACGACUACAAGAUGAAAAAAGAGCAAGGUAUCACCCUUCUUUCACUCAAUAUUUCUGUUCUAAACGUCAUGCAGGACUCUCGGAAUCGUCCUUUCCGAUGUCCUAGGAAACGACGGCCCAUCCCAAUUUUAUUACCUUCAAUUUAUUUGUAGAGUUGCUGUUGAAGAAAGACUUGAAUUACUGGAGAGUGGAAUAGACGAAUUAAUUGCGUCAAUGAGUACUAGCACAACAUUAAAAGAACGUUUGUCUGCUUACAGGGAACCUAAUGAAUAAUUAGUAUGUGGUUGGGUAACGUACUUAUAGGACGAACUUCUGAAUCCGAAAACUAUUUUUUGUAUAAAUAUCAAACUUAUUGCAUGGGUGAGUACUCGCUAGCCUAAACAUUCAAAGGUCGACCUUUUGAUAAGCGAGUUUACGUGUUGUAUACUGUAGAAUAUGUGACUUCAAUGCCAAUUUUAUGACUGAUUUAUAAUCACAUAACAAGAAUAAACCAAACAUUAAAUACUAGUAUAUGAUAACCAUGGCCUUAGGAUUAUCGUAUUUAUUCUUACGCUGCAUGGGUCUGAAUCUAAUUGUACGUUGUGAUAAUGUGAUUGGUUUGUUCUCGUCACGUGCAUUGCUAUUCUUGGGUUUCACUACGGCAUUAUGCAGUGAAUCUGACGGGGGUCAAACUCAAAUGUAUUGAUGCUUAUGCUGUACUGAAGUGAGAAAAUGAUACGAAAUUCCAUGUAUUUGCCACCAAACACAAGGCUAAUACAUAAAACGAACAAUCGACUCACUCAGUCACUCUGAUAACUGUGUUUUGUUUUAGAGUUGACCCCCGUCACUUUUGUGACGUCAUAUGAAACCCAAGAAUAGCGUUAUAAAAGUUAUAAAUUUUCUAUCUGUCUAAGCUUGUCCAUCACUGAUUGUCUACAUGUAACUCACCAUGCUUACAAACCAAUGCAACGGAAUAACAGCAGACGUUAGCUGGUAUAUACAUCACUUGCAUGGUGUGUCCAAGCUGUCUUUCGAGAAAAAUAAUUUCAAAAUGCAGUAGUUGGAUUAGAAAUUGGGGAAAUAUUGGGAUCUGUGAGAGAGGAAAUAGAGUUGCUUCGCGAAGAAAAAUAUCCUUGGUAUCAAAACGCGCCCCUCCCCCCGGCAAAAAUGACAUGACGUUGUAAUUGGUUUUGUCAUAGGUUUCAUGCACCACCUCGUAUCAUCAUAGUUCCGCAUGCUGCGUUUCAUUUGCUGAUGCCCUGAAUACGAGGUAUUUUCAUUCCUUGGUAAUAUUCUUAUGUUUCGCGCACGAAUAUAUUUCUCUUUGAUCUUGACCCAAUCCGGAUCCUAGCCCCUUCUCUUUGAUCUUGACCCAAUCCGGAUCCCAGCCCCUUCUCUAACCCUAACCCUAUUGUGCGCGAAACAUGAGGAUAUUUACACCACCGCUAUGUCACCUCCCACAGACUAUAGACUUAAUAUUAAUUUGAUUGGUUAAUCGGGUAGAUUAUAUGCCUCUGAUUGGUUAAUGGUAACGGUAGUGGAAGACUGGAAAUAUAUAGUAACUCUAUACAGUAACUAUAUUGUGUUGAAGAGACAUUGUAAUAUAUAAAUAUGAACAUGAAUAUAAUAAAUGAA